This is a messenger RNA of Cephus cinctus (wheat stem sawfly), 3271 nucleotides long. RefSeq names its product RING finger and SPRY domain-containing protein 1. The record is from RefSeq and is a predicted model, not a curated record. Gene Ontology annotation, molecular function: ubiquitin-protein transferase activity; protein binding. Gene Ontology annotation, cellular component: cytoplasm. Lineage: Eukaryota; Metazoa; Arthropoda; Insecta; Hymenoptera; Cephidae. The transcript is spliced from 10 exons. Bases 955 to 2553 code for a protein of 532 amino acids.
GUCAACGGUUUAAAGCAGCCACGCUACAUACAAAUUUUAUUUAGACUUUGUCCCUGUUUCUUUCUUAAAUGGUUGCAUAUCGCGUUACGAGCAUCAGGAUAUCUCCAAUAAAUUUAAAAGAUUGACGGAUGGAUGCCUUUGAUUCCGGCUGCGGUCUAGGAUGUGGGGCUUUACAGCAAGAAAGAAGAGUUUCUGCAAGUUGGUUUGUGUUUUUCUGUGAUAUCCAGUGAAAUAUUUGAAAUAUCUUUAGAUACGUUGAGAUAUCUCCUUUUGUCGGUAUCAUCAAUCAUCAACAUUGACCAGUGUUGGCCGCAACCACCGGAGGCAACCAUUCGGCGUUUGUUUGAGUUUUGUGACAUUCAUAACCUAGCACAAAUUUUCUUUAAUCUUCUAUUCGUUGACAUUGCUUAAUAUUCUUUUCCUCGACGGAGACCGAAUAAGAUCAUUUGAACAGCUUCUACAUGACAUUUCACUAUUUCGUAUAAAACGAGAUCAUUUGAUGCACUACUGGAACAUUUGCAUUUUAAAAGUUACGUAUCAAAAGUUAUCUUCACAAGUCUUCAAAUUCUUUCUCUGUAGUAUUGAAUCAUCAAGAGGAACGUGUCAGUUUGAUAAUUCAAAUAAAAGUUGAUAAAUUCCACUUAUCAAACUCUUCGUAAUAAUAUUUUUUUUAACAUGUACCUAAAAUAAUAAUAGCCUUUAUUUUAAACUAUUUUCAACUCUCACUGUUAUGUUUUUUUAUAUCGUUUUUUCCUUCUAACAAGUGGUUAUUCCUCUCUUAUAGUUCUUUAGACUAUAUAUUGUGCUUACAGCUCUGUAAGACAUUAUUUACUUCUACAGAGGAAUUGUGAAUAUUAGAAAAAAGUGUAUGAUGUGUGCUGAUUCAAAUGCAUUGUAAAGAAUUAUUCGCAAGUGCAACAUAACGAGACAGUGUUCUCUUGACAAUCUGUGGGAAUGGGCAAUUGUUUGUGUAAAGACACCUCUGAAGACGACGAUGCAUACAGAUCUCAUAAUCAUGCUCAAAGUGGAAACACAGUCUUGCCUGUUUCGAAUGUGGAUGCAAUUGCUGCAGGCGAUGGAUCACCACCAAGUUUAAGAUUUCCAAUAUCGGGCCUUGUCGACAGAUUGGUGUUGGAAACACUUGGGGUUAUUGGAACUCUUGUGGACAAUGAACAGGAGCCACCACCAGCAAUGUUGAAAUUGCAUGCUAUCGCGGAUAAAGAGGACGGAUGGAUUCAAGUUGUCAGCUCUAUGGUGAAUGUUAUACCCAUGCACAAUCCAUUGGGCCCAUCUGUCAUUACUUUGUUAUUGGAUGAUUGUCCAUUACCUUCUAAGGACUCUGUACUCAGGCUGGCACAUACGUUCCAAUUGUCUAAAAAAUUCGGUAAAAUGCAAACUAAUGCCACACAGCAGCGCAAUAUUUGUGUUGUACUUGGAUGUAUAGCAGAAAAAUUAGCAGGUCCUAGCAGUAUAGCAAUACUGUCCGAUGCAACUUUAGAUUAUUUGGUAUCAAAUCUUAAAGAAGACAUUGAACCAUAUGUGGUGUUGUAUUCCUUAAUAGCUUUGGAAAAAUUUGCCCAGACGAGUGAGAACAAAUUAACAAUUAAGAAGCGAUUAUUAGCGGAAAAGGAAAAUCCAUUGUUGGAGUUGGAAAAAUGGGCAACAGAGACCCAUUACGUGCGACGUCAAGUCGGCUUUUGUGCUCAGUGGUGCUUGGACAACUUAUUUUUAAUGGAAGGUAGGAAGUACUCUCAUGACACAGUUGACAUGACUGGCAUAAACGUGAUGUUAAAUACGAAGGAUGUGAGCGAGUACCUGAAAAUUUCACCUAAUGGCUUGGAGGCGCGCUGCGAUGCUUAUUCCUUCGAGAGUGUACGCUGUACGUUUCAAGUCGAUUCCGGUGUUUGGUAUUACGAAACGCUCAUUAUAACUACAGGAGUGAUGCAGAUCGGUUGGGCUACCAAAGACAGUACAUUUUUGAAUCAUGAAGGUUAUGGGAUAGGCGAUGACGAAUUCUCCUUGGCCUAUGACGGCUGCAGACGAUUGAUUUGGCACAGCGCGAGGAGUGAAAAGUAUCAGGAAAGACCGUGCUGGAAGGCAGGCGAUGUUUUGGGUUGUUUGUUGGAUUUGAAGAAACUUGAAAUAAUAUUUUCAUUGAAUGGAAUUCCGUUAAAGCCUUGCGUCCAGGUUUUUAAGACCGCAAAGUCUGGAUUCUUUGCAGCUGCCAGUUUUAUGUCAUUUCAGCAAUGCCUCUUUAAUUUUGGAAAUGUACCGUUCAAGUAUCCGCCGACGGACAGGGAAUAUCAAAAGUUCAAUGACUACGCGACUUUAAAUCCAGAGGAUAAAAUUGUUCUUCCGAGGCACAUAUAUCUGGACCAGCUGAGGAAAUUGAGCGUUAGAGAGGACUCUUGCACUCUUUGCUUCGACCGGAAGGCUUCCGUAAGACUGCUUCCGUGCGAUCAUCGAGGAUUUUGCCCUACCUGCUCGAAGCAGCUGAUCGAGUGUCCAAUGUGCAGAGCUACGAUCGAGGAAGUUGCCCUAGACAACACAUGACACGCAUCGGAAAAAUUAGCAUUUAUCAAUCUAAUUCCUUUCGUUUACCUACCUUUCGCAGUUUCUGACAGGUAUCACAUGGUAAUCAUUAAUCUAAUGCCUUAUCACUCAAGCUGUACAGAGAAUACAGAUGAAUUAUUUCGUGCAUUUCCUGUUCCUUGCAAUACAGUAUUUGCGUAGAAAAUAAUCGGGAAUGUACGAGUUAUUUUUCGAAAGUCAGACCGAUUCGACAUAUUUUAAUACUUUGCGGUUUCAUGACUAAUCAGAACAUAGUACUUUCGAUUCUACACAUUAUACGUUGAAUUUUUGCGCACAUCGCCUUGUAAAAUAUAACCUGUAGAAUAAAUAUUAAGUUUACAUACACACACACACACACACACACAUGCAUAUAUAUAUAUACAUAUAUAUAUAUAUAUAAGUAAUAGAAUGUAUACGUACAUGCAUAUAUUAUGUACAGAACUAUGCAGCCAUAGACGAGCCGCUCCCAUUUGACAGCUGUCAUGCAAUUGAUUUUCUUGAUCACCGUUUGGCAACACACUGCGGCACGAAGACGGGCCAAGGUUUAGUUGCUCGUCCGCUGCAACAUUCCAUUUGUCAACUACCAUAUCGGCUUAGCGCGAUAGUUCUCAAAUUCGACCGGUGAGUUUCGGUUGAACAGUCUUGUACAUGUACAUGUAUAUAUUAUAUUCUGGGAGAAUAUAAAAGAAAUCUAAUAUUU